AUGCACACCAUCUCAACCCUCCUCUCCGGCCUCGCCAUUCUCAGCACCACCCUCGCCAUAACCGCCGAAACCAACACCGGCUUCCGCAUAACCUGGUCCGACGACUUCAGCGGCACCACCCUCGACCCCGCCAAAUGGGACACCUUCACCGGCACCCCCUCCAACAACGAACAACAAACCUACACCGAAACCGGCAACUGCGCUAUCACACCAGACAAAACCCUCCUCAUCACCCCUGAGAACAACAACGGCAAAUGGACAUCCUGCCGCAUCGAAUCCGUGCCCAACUUCCAAGCCAAACCAGGCGGCCAGAUGAUCGUCCAAGCCAGACUUAAGCUCGGCGAUGCAGGAGCCAAAUUGCAGGGUAUCUGGCCUGCAUUCUGGUCCCUCGGUGAAGCUGUCAGGAACGGCGUCGAUUGGCCAGGCUGCGGCGAAAUCGACACCAUGGAGAAUGUCAACGGUGAUGUCCUCGGACACGGAACCAUCCACUGCGGAGCAGCGUGUAACGAUCCCACUGGUCUCGGGUCAGGCACGACGUUUGACUACGGGACUUUCCACACGUGGGCUCAUGCUAUUGAUUUGCGGAGCGGGGAUUGGCAGGAGCAGAGUAUUACGUGGUAUAUGGAUGGACAGCCCUUUAAGGUGCUGCAUGGGAAGGAUGUGGGCGAUGAGGCGGCUUGGAAGUCGGUUGCGCAGAAGGGGAUGUUUUUGACGUUGAAUGUUGCGGUGGGUGGGAAUUGGCCGGGGAAUGUGGCUGCUGAUACGGCGAGUGGGAAGGCCGCGGGGAUGGAGGUUCAGUAUGUGGCUGUUUAUGAGUCGGAGUGA
This is a messenger RNA of Cadophora gregata, 825 nucleotides long. RefSeq lists its product as uncharacterized. The transcript has a single exon. Bases 1 to 825 code for a protein of 274 amino acids. Gene Ontology annotation, biological process: carbohydrate metabolic process. The record is from RefSeq and is a predicted model, not a curated record. Gene Ontology annotation, molecular function: hydrolase activity, hydrolyzing O-glycosyl compounds. NCBI's taxonomy places the organism in Eukaryota, Fungi, Ascomycota, Leotiomycetes, Helotiales, Ploettnerulaceae.